Molecule: messenger RNA, 396 nt
Organism: Chondrus crispus (carragheen)
Lineage: Eukaryota; Rhodophyta; Florideophyceae; Gigartinales; Gigartinaceae
Exons: 1
Coding region: 1-396 (131 amino acids)
Molecular function (GO): N-carbamoylputrescine amidase activity
Source: RefSeq, a predicted model, not a curated record
AUGGCAAGUGGCGUCAAUGUCUCUGCCGCCGUCGCAACUGCCGCGCAUCGUGUCGUCACUGUCGCCGCCAUCCAGUUUCAAUGCGGUGCAGAUGUAGAAUCCAACUGCCGCAAGGCAGAGGCCCUUAUCCGCGAUGCCGCUCGCAAGGGUGCUAACAUCAUCCUUCUCCAGGAACUCUUCGCGAGCCUUUACUUUCCUAUUGACCAGAUGGAUUGCAUGCGUCUCGCCGUCUCUAUCGAGGAUGACAAGUCGUAUAUCCUUCGGUUUCAGACACUUGCAAGAGAUUUGAGCGUCGUGCUGCCCAUAAGUUUUUUCGAGAGGUCCAAGUAUGUUUGUCCUUUAUUCUUCCCGUCUCGGUUUUGCUUCUUAUCAGGUGUUUAUGACCUGUGUCACUAA